CGCUGCCCGGUUGCUGCCAGGGCUUCCUGUUGGGGAAAUGGCGGCCUUGGAGAGAGUGAAGGUGCUGGUUUUGGGGGACUCAGGUGUGGGGAAGUCCUCUCUCGUUCACUUGCUGUGCCACAAUCAAAUGUUGGGAAACCCAUCUUGGACUGUGGGCUGCUCGGUAGACGUUCGAAUCCACGACUACAGAGAAGGAACUCCAGAAGAGAAGACUUACUACAUAGAAUUGUGGGAUGUUGGCGGAUCAGUGGGCAGCGCCAGGAGUGUGAAAAGCACCCGGGUUGUGUUCUACAAUUCAGUUAAUGGCAUCAUUUUAGUACACGACUUAACCAACAAGAAGUCCUCCCAGAACUUGUACCGGUGGUCUUUGGAAGCUCUCAACAGGGACGCAGCCCCCUCUGGAGUCCUGGUGACAAACGGGGAUUACGACCGGGAGCAGUUUGCUGAUAACCAGAUCCCCCUGCUCGUCAUAGGGACCAAACUGGACCAGAUCCCAGAGGCGAAACGCAACGACGUCUUGACCAGAACAGCCUUUCUGGCUGAGGAUUUUGGCGCGGAAGAAAUUAACCUAGAUUGCACCACCCCGCGCUACUUGGCAGCCGGCUCCUCCAAUGCCGUGAAACUCAGUAGGUUUUUCGAUAAGGUCAUAGAGAAGAGAUACUUCCUACGAGAUGGAAACCAGAUUCCCGGCUUCUCGGACAGAAAGCGAUUUGGAGGGGGACUCGUGAAGAGCCUUCACUAUGACUGACCAUCGCUGGCUGCAAAGAGGCUGUGGGAAAUAAGUUACCUUGCUUUCUAAGACAACAUUUCUGCCUCUUCAACUGACGAUUGGGCUAAGCAAAAUCGAGAUUCUUCAGCUCGCAAAUGAUCAAGACCGUUCAAACACAAGGGCUUGGAAAUACAAGACUUCUUGGCCGUAGUGCAAAAAAUCCACCUGUGUAUCCGGCGCUGUAUGUUCUCACACAAGAGAGAAGCCUGUUUUCCUCACAACUGGAAAGAUUUAUGAAUCCAUAGCCCACCAUAGCCGACUGAUGCUGCUGAGACUAAAACCCACCCAGGAAUCAGAGAUUUGCAGAGAACGAAAACAUCAGCACUGUCGUUUAAUAGUUGAGGCUGUGCCACUGAUUGUAAUGGAAUCCUGCCUUUGAAAUGGCUGUGAUUAAUAAAGAAUUGCUCAAAAACACCUGGGGGAAAUGGGAAGCCAUCU
Molecule: messenger RNA, 1207 nt
Organism: Sphaerodactylus townsendi
Lineage: Eukaryota; Metazoa; Chordata; Lepidosauria; Squamata; Sphaerodactylidae
Gene: RABL3
Product: RAB, member of RAS oncogene family like 3
Exons: 8
Coding region: 38-748 (236 amino acids)
Biological process (GO): intracellular protein transport
Cellular component (GO): endomembrane system
Molecular function (GO): GTPase activity
Source: RefSeq, a predicted model, not a curated record